Thrips palmi is the source of this 566-nucleotide messenger RNA. RefSeq lists its product as uncharacterized. The coding region runs from base 78 to 566 and encodes 162 amino acids. NCBI's taxonomy places the organism in Eukaryota, Metazoa, Arthropoda, Insecta, Thysanoptera, Thripidae. The record is from RefSeq and is a predicted model, not a curated record. The transcript is spliced from 5 exons.
GUCCAGUCUUCGGCCAGAGUUGCAGGCAUCAGCAAGGGACCUACGCUUUGCAGUAUCGUCAAGUCACCGCCGCCACCAUGAGGGUCCCGUUGUUGGUGGUGCUGGCCGUGGCCAGUGUAGCGGCCUCGCCCGUCAGAGACGCUGCCGACGCAGAGGGGCUCGCCGCGGCUCCGGCAGAGGCAGCGCUGGACGCCGAAGUGUUCGGCGCUGACCCCGGCCAGCGCACGGACCGCGAGAAGCGGCUUCUCCUCGAACACAAGGUACAGAUUGGCAACCACGUCAAGAAUGCCGUGCUCAACCUCAUCUUCGGGAAAAUCAACUCUGUCAUCGACUCGAAGAACGCCCUGAUCGGCGUCUUCGAGCGCGCCAACGCCGCCAAGAACCUGGCCCUGCUCGGGCCGGGCACCCAGGCGCCGCCCGCGGGCUCCGGCAUCAAGGGACUCCUCGGCGGCUUCCUCAGCUCGUCGGCGGGGUCCUCCCUGCCGUCCUUCGGCAGCCUCAGCGGCAGCAGCAGCGGCGGCGGCGGCGGCGCGGACGCCGGCACCAUAGAACAAUGUGAUAUGUAA